Paramacrobiotus metropolitanus is the source of this 642-nucleotide messenger RNA. Its product is annotated as astacin-like metalloendopeptidase. Gene Ontology annotation, molecular function: metalloendopeptidase activity. Gene Ontology annotation, biological process: proteolysis. The record is from RefSeq and is a predicted model, not a curated record. The coding region runs from base 1 to 642 and encodes 213 amino acids. Lineage: Eukaryota; Metazoa; Tardigrada; Eutardigrada; Parachela; Macrobiotidae. The transcript has a single exon.
AUGGCGGACGUCGGUCGCACUCGCGGUCGUGUCACUAGCGUCGUUAUGCACCCGCUAUGCUUGAAGGCUACAGGCAUCAUCCAGCACGAGAUCCUCCACGCCCUGGGCUUCCUGCAUGAGCACAGUCGCCCGGAUCGCGAUGACUAUGUGACAGUUAACGCCAGCAACAUAGUGCCGGGUAUCGAUCCCAGAAACUGGGUAAAGCUGCGAGAAAUGGAGACUUUUGGUCUUCCAUACGAUCUAGAGUCCGUAAUGCACUACGGCCCAGAAGUGUCCAUCAGCCCAGACCGGCCAGCUAUCGUGCCAAGAACAACUUUACUAACGCGUUGGAUGGGUCAGCGGCGCGGUCUCAGUUCCUGGGAUGUGGCCAAGCUACAGAUUGCAUACAAAUGCAAUCGUUUUGAGGGCCCGUUGAGAUCCCUUGAUUCCUCUAGGACAAAUACACCGGAGCUCGACGUCGACGUGAAAACCUUCACAGCUUCCUUCUAUUUGCUUCCAAACGGGUCAUACGACCCACAGCUGCAGCAGCCGGUUGUAUGGUGGCAGGAUAACUCCUUCUCCGGGUGGUACGGCACUGCUGCCGCCAACCCGCUCCUUUCUCCCGCCAUCGUUACCUGUUUGGCGUUAUUAAUGGCGGCGUAA